Microtus ochrogaster (prairie vole) is the source of this 863-nucleotide messenger RNA. RefSeq lists its product as uncharacterized. The transcript is spliced from 4 exons. NCBI's taxonomy places the organism in Eukaryota, Metazoa, Chordata, Mammalia, Rodentia, Cricetidae. Bases 24 to 755 code for a protein of 243 amino acids. The record is from RefSeq and is a predicted model, not a curated record.
GUGGCGCUUGUUAAGAGGGAAGCAUGGAAAGGGGAGCGGCGCGCCUCUGCCGGGGGCUGACCCUGUCCGGGCGGGCAGGCUGGAGAGAGCGCACGCCAGACGAUGGAAAGAGGAUGGAUGCGAUGUACGAGAGGAUGGAUGUGGGCAGAGAGAAGCCAGUCACUUUGGAGCCACCGGAGCCCUGUCUGCAAAGAGUGGCCCCACCAGACACCUCAGCAGCCUGCUGCGGGCUUAUGAUCCUGUGGAUACUUAUUAUGGGGGUGGGCACCAAGGAACAGUGGCCAUCCGGUACCCUCCCUGCGCCAUGGUCAACCGUGCUGAAUUGGGUGUUCACACUCCGAGUCUCAGAGUACACAGCACCCACCUUCUGGCCUCAGGCGGUGCUAGGCAGAGGCCUUGAUUCGCCCCUCACACCACCACUGCAGCCUGCCUGCAUACGUCUGCAGCUUCCCAGCCACACACAUCCGGGCCUGGCUGCUCACACUCGGAUUUACCAAGACAAGCUACAGUUUCGGAUGGUGGUAGUGUACUCCAGCCCUGAGGCCCGGCACAUCAUCUGGGGCCUGAUGUUUCGGCCGAUCUGCCAGUGCAGUGCCCAGAAGGGAACUUGGAGUAGCCUGGCUGUUCACCCUGAGCGCAAUACUCCAGACAGACUGUCAGCGCAGCCACUGUCUGGGGUUCGGAGCUGUGGAGAGGAAGUUAUCUCACCUGGAGCGAGCGCACCGUCUAGUGGGGAAACCAAGUCUGCAGCCUAAAAUGCUGAGAGCAUCAGGUCAGGAGAGCCUGUCUAAACAAAUGUCUCUGCCAUGCAGGCUUCCUGGGAGAAGCGAAAAAGAAUUAAAAGGAAAUCUCCAGAAGAAGAG